Amphimedon queenslandica is the source of this 389-nucleotide messenger RNA. RefSeq names its product abl interactor 2-like. The transcript has 2 exons. The record is from RefSeq and is a predicted model, not a curated record. Gene Ontology annotation, molecular function: protein binding. Lineage: Eukaryota; Metazoa; Porifera; Demospongiae; Haplosclerida; Niphatidae. The annotation marks the transcript as partial.
CCUCCUCCUCCCCCCGAGCCUGAGCCACCCAAAUCAUCUGCUCCUAGCUGGGCACCUUCUGAGUAUAUUGAGAAAGUUGAAGCAUUGUACGACUAUGUGAAGGACAAAGAAGAUGAGUUGACAUUUAGUGCUGGGUCUAUCAUUUACGUUGUGAAGAAGAAUGAUGAUGGAUGGUACGAGGGUGUGCUCGAUGGCAAUACUGGCUUGUUUCCUGGAAAUUAUGUAGAUCUCCUUCAAUAACUUGAGAAUUAUACGAAAUAAUUUUAAGUGUGUGUGAGUGAAAUCAUCAUUAUGAUUGUUAGUAGUAUUAGGAGACAUUUUGUAGUCAUGUUCUAUGUUAAAAAUUUUUUUUUUUAAUACUAAAACGUUAAUAUCCUGCCUAAGCAUAA